Lycium ferocissimum is the source of this 1008-nucleotide messenger RNA. RefSeq names its product GTP-binding protein SAR1A-like. Gene Ontology annotation, molecular function: GTP binding; GTPase activity. Gene Ontology annotation, biological process: intracellular protein transport; membrane organization; endoplasmic reticulum to Golgi vesicle-mediated transport. Bases 216 to 797 code for a protein of 193 amino acids. Lineage: Eukaryota; Viridiplantae; Streptophyta; Magnoliopsida; Solanales; Solanaceae. The transcript is spliced from 4 exons. Gene Ontology annotation, cellular component: endoplasmic reticulum exit site; COPII vesicle coat. The record is from RefSeq and is a predicted model, not a curated record.
AACAAAAAAACAAAAAAACAAAAAAAAAAACAAAAUGUGACAGCAAUAAAUGACACUUCAAUUUCAUUGUUCCCAUUAUUAGCUUGCACCUAAACCCUAAACAAUUCUUUAAUCAUCAUUUAACAAUGCAAAUCUCACAUUAAUUAGCACCCCAGAUCUGCUUUCUUGCAUUAUAAUCCAGAUUAGAUCUUUCUUGAAUUGUAAAAAACAAGAAAAUGUUUUUGUGGGAUUGGUUUUAUGGAGUUUUGUCAUCUUUAGGUUUAUGGCAAAAAGAAGCUAAGAUCUUAUUUCUUGGUCUUGAUAAUGCUGGUAAAACUACUCUUCUUCAUAUGCUUAAAGAUGAGAGGUUGGUUCAGCAUCAGCCAACUCAGUAUCCUACAUCUGAAGAGUUGAGUAUUGGGAAAAUAAAGUUCAAAGCUUUUGACUUGGGAGGUCAUCAGAUCGCUCGUCGAGUCUGGAAAGAUUACUAUGCCAAGGUUGAUGCAGUUGUAUACCUGGUUGAUGCAUACGACAAAGAGCGAUUUGCAGAGUCGAAAAAGGAACUAGACGCACUUCUUUCUGAUGAAUCCCUUGCUACUGUCCCCUUCCUCAUUUUGGGAAACAAGAUAGACAUACCAUAUGCAGCCUCAGAAGAUGAAUUGCGUUACCACCUUGGCUUGACCGGUGUCACUACUGGCAAGGGUAAAGUGAAUCUUGCUGAUUCUACCGUUCGGCCUUUGGAGGUAUUUAUGUGCAGUAUUGUACGGAAAAUGGGGUAUGGUGAUGGAUUUAAGUGGGUAUCUCAAUACAUAAAAUAGAAGUUCAAAGAGAUCGCAUCCUUGUUAUGCUGUAGAUCAGCAUUUUUGGAAAAGAUUGGUUUCACCAGAUAUUUAUUCAUUUGUUUUUCGAACUGAUCAGCUCUUCUAUUACUACUAUUUUGUAUCCUUUGGUAUCUUCGUAGUUUGAUGAGAAGAUAUUGCUAUUUCUGUAAAAUUCACAUGUAGCUGGAAAUUGCUAUCUACAUAUUCU